Dovyalis caffra is the source of this 405-nucleotide messenger RNA. The record is from the annotation of a GenBank genome assembly. Lineage: Eukaryota; Viridiplantae; Streptophyta; Magnoliopsida; Malpighiales; Salicaceae.
AUGCCUAUUGAACUAGUACAUCUCUCCAACUUGCAAUUGUUACAGUUGUCUGCGAACAGAUUAUCUGGUACGAUUCCUCCACAGCUUUACAAUAUUUCUUCUAUGUACUUUCUUGCCAUAGCUGAAAACCAAUUAAGCGAUCGCCUCCCACUAAAUUUAGGCUUGACCCUUCCCAAUCUCCAAGAGAUUUACUUGGGAACGAACCAAUUAUCUGGGCCUAUUCCAAUAUCCUUGGCCAACGCCUCAGGACUCGAAGUCCUCGCUUUAGCUUCAAAUGCUUUAACGGGGCCUCUGCCGAAGAAUUUAGGGAACUUGCAAAAUCUUCGAUGGAUAAGUCUUGGCAACAACCCUCUUGGGGAUGAGAAUGGCAGUGACUUGACUUUUCUUACCUCCUUAACCAGUUAA